Molecule: messenger RNA, 1859 nt
Organism: Lotus japonicus
Lineage: Eukaryota; Viridiplantae; Streptophyta; Magnoliopsida; Fabales; Fabaceae
Product: protein LAX PANICLE 2
Exons: 4
Coding region: 382-1641 (419 amino acids)
Biological process (GO): multicellular organism development
Source: RefSeq, a predicted model, not a curated record
CCAUCCCCUCCUCUUUCUCUCUCCUAGCUUCUGCAAAUAGUUCUAUCCCCACAAGCUUCCAAACAAAGAGAAUUAAUGGAAAGUGAGAUUUGCUAGAAUUGUACUGUUGCUUCUGAUAAUUAAAAGGAAGCAUCAAACCACCAAACACAAUCCUUAUAAUCUAUAUGGCUGCCAUGUUACUAUUAUUGACUCUCCUCCUGCUUGAUCAUGAUGAUGAUGCCAAACCCCUCAUAUAAACCUCAGAUUCCAAACCUCUUUUUCUCUUCUUCUCUUUUCAUCAUCCAUGGCUUGUGCUGAGAUCAGCCACCACCACCAGUGCAUCAUCACUACCAUCAUCAUCAUAUUUGGGUUUUUUCUGGUUUGUCCAAUUAUUGUCCCAACAUGACCAUGGUUCCUUCUCAAAACGGCAAACAAAUCAGUAAUUAUGUUUUUUACAACACAAGUGCUAUGAACCAAGUUGAAACUGAAGGAAGCUACAAUUGCUUAUUAGGAUCUGAUUUUUUUGUGAGGCACAUGGCUGAGGAGGAAUCAUCAUCAAGAGGCACCAACACCACUAGUACAACUCAUCAUCAUCAUAACCAAUACCAAAACCAAAUCCAACCUGAGCCUGAAGCUGAAGCUGCAGGUUCUACCUCAAAGGAAGAAGGAGAAGGAGCAAACAAUAAUAACAAUAGCAACUGGCUUCAGUUGAGCAUAGGCUUUCAUCAGAGCCAGACGACCGUGCCAGCCACCAAACACAACCGUGAUCACCACCACGACCACCGCGACCGAGCUGGCUCAACAGCGGCUCCAACAACCGGUUCGGGGCUUGUGGAGCUUGAUUUGCUGCCACCAACAGAGCGCCAUUUUUCCCGGACUGGUUUGGAGUCACUGCAGCCAACCAUUUUCCCGGUGGCGGCCGGGAGGGGUUUUCAACUAGGAGGGUCUAGUGCUUUUGGUUCUUCUUUGCUUUUUGAACAAAUGACAACAACGUUGUUGUCUUCUUCAUCUUCUUCCAUUUCCAUGUCCAUGCCUAGUGGUCCAACCUUUGGUCACCACCAACCUCAUCAAGAAAUGAUGAACUUGACAUUUGGUCCACCACAACCUCAUUCCAUGGCACUCAUGCCUUCUUCUUCAUCUUUCAUUCCAUCUUUUUCUACUUCUUCCUCCUCGUGUUCUUCUUUGAGGCCUCCUUUAGGAUCUUACUAUCCAUCACCGUUAAUUCAUCCUUUCCCUUCUUCAUCUUCUCCUUCUCCUUCUGGGUUUGAUCAAUUAGACGUGGCUGGACCGAGUUCCGACAUCACCGUUCGAGUUGUUGAUCCUCCUAAGAGACCUCAUUCUGGAAUUUGGUUCAUGCUACAAGCCUCACAAAACCAAUCGAAAGAACCAUUCCUGCCACAAAUACCUAAAAACUACCUUAGGAUCAAAGAUGGAAGGAUGACAGUUCGGUUGCUGUUGAAGUAUUUGGUUAGCAAACUCAAACUGGAGAGCGAAUCAGAGAUAGAGAUAACAUGCAGAGGGCAGCAACUUUUACCUUUCUUGACGUUGCAGCAUGUGAGGGAUAACAUUUGGACUCAGAGGGACACCACAAGGCCUUUGCUUUCAGAUUCAUCAACCACAGAUCAUGUAAUGGUGCUCCAUUAUGGUAGAGCCACUGCAUAAAACAAAGUGAAUUGAAGGCCUCAAGUAAACUAACAGCAUGUUUGAAUUGACAGUGGACACAUAAUCUAAAGCACGAUAACUUCAGAAAUUACAUUUUGUAGCUUCUUUCCAAAUGUGAUUAUGAGGCUUCCACCACAGAACCAAUCAUGCUAAGUGUGUUCGUCUCUGCUGUAUCCUUGCUAGCUUACUUAAUUAAACUCAUUUUUUCUUUCUUUUUA